Molecule: messenger RNA, 1436 nt
Organism: Gigantopelta aegis
Lineage: Eukaryota; Metazoa; Mollusca; Gastropoda; Neomphalida; Peltospiridae
Exons: 4
Coding region: 128-1432 (434 amino acids)
Cellular component (GO): endoplasmic reticulum
Molecular function (GO): ubiquitin binding
Source: RefSeq, a predicted model, not a curated record
GGAAGAUAUGAUGCGUGAUAGGAAUUUUACACAUCAAAACAAUUUUGAUUUGUGACUGUUUUUUAAUUAGUCAAAUCAUAAUGUAGAACGUGUUGUUUCGCAGUCAUAGUUUAUAUCUACACGUCUAAUGACUUCCACGCACGAAGUGAAAUAUGACAUAAAAUCGUACACGAUGUUCGAACGACCGAAAACCAGCCACGGGAGACGGGCAAGUACCGGGAAUUCCAUGUAUCACGAGGCGAAACCCGUCCGACGAGAGUACCAGUAUCCAGACAGAAUAGAGCAUGUCCCGUGGGAAGGUACCGGAGGGGAGCAGGAUGGCGAGGGGCGGUUCCACGACACUGAUCCAGGGGGCAGUGAUCAGGGGAUGGAAUUUCACCAGCAUUCUAGGAACCACAGGAGAGAGUCUGGAGGGCAGCAAGUAGAGGGGUUUGACAGGCCCGACUCUCGGAGGGGGUAUCCCCGUCCUGGCAGACCAUUUGUCGACUGUGGACUCGACAGUCCUCGUUGUGCCUCCUUUGAUGAUGAGAGUUAUGUCCCUUCUUCUCAUCCUGCGACUGCUGAGGAACCUAAACGAAAGCUGCGGCCGAAGUCGGCUAGACGACACAGUACACACGGUCCACACGGUCCACACAGGACACAAGUCUUCGAUGUCCCCAUCACUCGUCCACCAUCGUCUUUGACCAGGUUUCAACCCUUACCUUCAAUUGGAUCAAAACCGGACAACACAGCGGGGGGCGAGAUGGAUCGACUCGUGCUUCACGCAGACAAACUACAACUCCAUGAUGGCGAGGACCACAUGGGCAAUUCCGUGUCACAACAUCCGACCAGACACGAACCCAGAUCAGUCCACCACGAUCACAAACACAGAUCAAAACAACACCAAGAACCGCACGAACCAGAACAUAAAUCACACUUAAAACACGGAUUCGAGUACAAAGAAGACGACUCUGAUUUGAAAUAUUCCGGACUGUCUGAAAAUCAUGGUUUCCAUCAAGAAAUAGACGGUGAAGGAUUCUUGAGAAAGAGUGAUGUCAGACAAGAGAGAAAAUGGUUGAAGCACUCGGAGAGGAGUCACGCUUCACCAGACAGAUCGCCGAGGGCUGAAGACCGGGGGUUGUUCAGACCGUCUCAGAUUGGUGGAAGAACUCGAAAAGUCAGUCUGUCUCCAGAACCAUCGGACAAUGAGUCUCGUCUGCUGUUGGCGGUCAAACUUCCGAGCGACGGGCAGCGUUUCCAGAGGUACUUCCGACCGUCGAGUUCGCUGAGAGAGGUGAUUGUGUUUGCCGAGAGUGCCGGCGAGGUCGACCUGUCUGCCUACUCCAUUGCUUGUAACGCCCCACGGAGAGUCUUCACGGACUUCGAUCAGACCUGUCAGGAGGUUGGACUACAGGACCGCACGCUGCUCUAUUUCGAACGGAGGAACAUUUGAGUUG